Molecule: messenger RNA, 933 nt
Organism: Sphaerodactylus townsendi
Lineage: Eukaryota; Metazoa; Chordata; Lepidosauria; Squamata; Sphaerodactylidae
Gene: CENPS
Product: centromere protein S
Exons: 5
Coding region: 84-506 (140 amino acids)
Biological process (GO): resolution of meiotic recombination intermediates; replication fork processing
Cellular component (GO): FANCM-MHF complex; Fanconi anaemia nuclear complex
Molecular function (GO): chromatin binding; protein heterodimerization activity
Source: RefSeq, a predicted model, not a curated record
AAGCGUCACGACGGGCGGGAAAUUUGAGCGCCAUUUUCUGUGUUUGCUGGCCGGGGGCGGAGGUUCUUCUGCUUCGUUUUGGGAUGGCGCGAAGGAGGGAGUCUGAGGAGACGGACGAGCACUUUUCAGACGCUGAGAGAUUGAAGGCUGCUGUUCACUUCACCGUCGCUGGCCUCUGUGAAGAAGUUGCAGAAGACAAAGGGAUUCAGUUUAGUAAACAAGCUGUUGCUGCUAUUUCUGAAAUCACCUUCAGACAGUGUGAUUCCUUUGCACAGGACCUUGAAAUGUUUGCUAAACAUGCAAAACGAAUUACAGUUAAACCUGAAGAUGUGAAACUUUUGUGUAGAAGGAGCAACUCACUGCUGAAGUACAUCACACACAUGAGCGAAGAGCUUACUUUGAAAAAGGCAGAAGGAAAAGCGAAGAAAAAAAAGACGUCCAGCAGAACCUCCGAUGAGCUAGCGGGACGUGUUGCAGCUGACAGUGAGGACUCCAACAUGGCCUGACUGUUUUUCUCCCUGGCUGCCCCCUCUGGACUCUGUCUGCCUUUUGUCAAAGAGCAAGGAAGAGCUGAUAUUGCGAUGCAGUUUUCCAGUGUCUGCUUGCUUUUGACCAGGGCUCACUAUGGUUAGCGUUAAGAAGGAGCCCUUUAACUGGGGUGUCCAUUCCAUCUUUGAAAAUGCAUGCGAGAAACAGAUACUUUAAAGGAUUCAGGAAGGAAAAAUCUGAGUGGAUUUCCAAGGGGGAAUGUCACUUAUUAAACAGAAAGUUUGUUUGUUCGGAUUGUAACAAGACUUGUUAUUCUUAUAGGAGUGGUGGUCAUGUCUACUCACUGUUUGUUUAUAACAUUUAGCACCCCAUUUGUUCAUUUAAGAAAUGCUUGGAGAGACUUAGGAUGUUAAAUUAAAACAAUAAAAGCAUACAAAAAUAAAA